Molecule: messenger RNA, 657 nt
Organism: Mastomys coucha (southern multimammate mouse)
Lineage: Eukaryota; Metazoa; Chordata; Mammalia; Rodentia; Muridae
Product: C-type lectin domain family 6 member A-like
Exons: 5
Coding region: 166-657 (163 amino acids)
Source: RefSeq, a predicted model, not a curated record
CAUUAGAGGGAAGUACAGAAUGUGAUUUGUUUAUGCAGCAUUGGCUAUCUCAGAAAAUGUGGAGGUUGACUCUGAGCUCUGGCCUCUUUGAAAGAAGCAAGUCCCUGAGUGAGACCUUGGAGAGUCAGAUACAAGAAGCCCUUGACCUGCACGUAGACCUCAAUAAUGGUGCAGGAAAGACAGCUACAAGGGAAUGGAGUCUGCUGGUCCCUGAGACUCUGGUCAGCCACUGUGAUUUCCAUCUUACUCCUCAGCACCUGUUUCAUUGUGAGCUGUGUGGUGACUUACCAGUUUAGCAUGGACAAGCCCAAUAGAAGACUAUCUGAACUUCGCUCAAACCAUUACAAUGUCACCUGCUUCAGUGAAGGGACUAUGGUGUCAGACAAAGUCUGGAACUGUUGCCCAAAGGAUUGGAAACCAUUUGGUUCCCACUGCUACUUGGUUACUAGAGGUACUUCAUUAGCAUCUUGGAACAAGAGUGAGGAGAACUGUUCCCGCAUGGGUGCUCAUCUGCUGGUGAUCCAUAGCCAGGAAGAGCAGGAUUUCAUCACUGGGAUCCUGAGGACUCAUGCUUCUUAUUAUAUAGGCUUGUGGGAUACAGGUCAUCGACAAUGGCGAUGGGUGGAUCAGACACCAUAUGAAGAGAGUGCCACGUGA